CUCUCUCCAACACACACACUCACAUUAUAAAAAUCUAUAUUUAUCACUCUCUCUACAAACACAUAUCUAGAUACAAAGAAUCUGUAUCUAUAAUAAAUUAAUCAAUCGAUUAAUGAGGGGCAGUUUCAAGAGAAGUAGAACCACCAGCAACAGCAGCAGGAGAGAUACAAAUAAUAAGAAAAUGAAAGGCUCGUUGACCACACAUUUAUCCGUUCAAUUAGGUCAAAUCACUUUCAAACCGCCGAUUCACCGGAAUAAUAAUUCGUUGAGGUUCCAGAAUCUUCUUGAUGAAGUAGUGAUAUCAGGUCAGGAUGCAUCGGAAUCCGUGCAGCCGGCUAAUACGACAUCGUUUCCAUCAGCCAAGGUUUUGGAUUUUGAUACUGACGUUAAUUUGGACGAUAAGGAUUUCAUUCUCAGUCAGGAUUUUUUCUGCACCCCGGAUUACAUUACUCCAGAAGCUCCACCAUUGCCAGUCAAUGUAGGGUGUAAUAAGUUGGAAGAGAUGCCAUGUCCAAAAUCACCAGAGAAGUUAAAGUCUAUCCGAAGUAAUAGGCAAAGAGCAGCAUUUUUGAAGCUGGAAGAUGAUCCAGCGGUUGAAACUGAAACGGAUGAUAAAGUUGCAACUGAACAUCAAAUCAACAAGCAGGGGUAUGUUUCACAAUCUGCUGUUGCAUUACGUUGUCGGGUAAUGCCUCCUCCAUGCAUGAAGAAUCCCUACAUCAAGGACACUCCAGAAAAUGGUGUUGACCCAUUUGGUGAUCGCAGGUCCAAGUGUGCAGUUUUCCUUCCAGCCGCAAUUGGUGGUGAUGGUCUUUCACGCUACCAGACAGAUUUUCAUGAAAUAGAGCAAAUUGGUACUGGAAACUUCAGCCAUGUAUUCAAAGUCUUAAAGAGAAUUGAUGGUUGCAUGUAUGCUGUGAAACGAAGCUCAAGGAAACUAUAUCAGGACACUGAUAGGCAAAAAGCUUUGAUGGAAGUUCAAGCUUUAGCUGCUAUUGGCUAUCAUGAUAAUGUUGUUGGAUAUAAUACUUCCUGGUUUGAAAAUGAGCAACUUUACAUUCAGAUGGAACUCUGUGAUCACAGUCUAUCUAUUAACCACUCAAGGAGACUGAGUCUAGAGAAUGAAGUGUUGGAAGCAAUGCACCAGAUAGCCAAGGCAUUGCAAUUUAUACAUGAGAAAGGGAUAGUUCAUUUAGAUGUAAAGCCUGAAAAUAUAUAUGUGAAGAAUGGCAUAUACAAGCUUGGUGAUUUUGGUUGUGCAAGUCUCCUUGAUGGAAGCUUACCAAUUGAAGAAGGCGAUGCAAGAUACAUGCCACAAGAAAUCUUGAAUGAUAAUUAUGAUCAUCUUGACAAAGUUGAUAUUUUUUCACUUGGAGCAACUAUUUAUGAACUUGCAAGGGGUUCAAUGUUGCCCGAAUCUGGGCCUUAUUUUCAAAAUCUCAGGGAAGGGAAGCUCCCUCUUCUUCCUGGUCAUUCGGUUCAUUUUCAGAAUAUACUUAAGGUGAUGUUGGACCCUGAUCCUAUCCGACGACCAUCUGCUAAAGAACUAGUAUGUAACCCAAUUUUUAACAGGCCCCACAGAACAUUCAAAACCAAGUAAUAAUUGUUUCUCAAUCACAUUUUAGAUUUUUGAAGUGACUGGUAUGCUGCAAUGUUCAGCCAUCUAACUGAGAACACUAAGAACAAAAGCUGGAAGGCCAUUUUUCUUAGAUUGUUUUUUCUCCACUUCCUUGCACCAAAUUUUGUAUUCCAAUGGUGCUCGAGUGCUUCACCCCCUUUUUUGUAAAAAAGAAAUCUUGUGCUUUCACUGUAAUAUAUCAAUGUUGUGACCUCUUUAACUUUGUUUAAGUUAAACUUUCAUUACUCCUUAGUCCUUACA
This is a messenger RNA of Erigeron canadensis, 1879 nucleotides long. RefSeq names its product wee1-like protein kinase. The record is from RefSeq and is a predicted model, not a curated record. The coding region runs from base 113 to 1600 and encodes 495 amino acids. Gene Ontology annotation, biological process: protein phosphorylation. Gene Ontology annotation, molecular function: ATP binding; protein kinase activity. NCBI's taxonomy places the organism in Eukaryota, Viridiplantae, Streptophyta, Magnoliopsida, Asterales, Asteraceae. The transcript has 10 exons.